CCUCUUAGAUUGUCAGUGUCAGAUUUGACGUUUCAUUAUGAAUCAUUGGGAUUUAAAAGAUAAAUAAUUUUAAAUACAUUUAAUCAUAAUUGAAUGUUGAAAUGAUUCCAAUUCAUGGGAAUUAACUCUUCUGUAAAUAAUAGAAAACAUAAAACAAAUAUGAUGACGUGUCAAUUUCUCGUAUAACAUCUAGUAGAAUAUGCAAUAGUGCCUUUGAAAUUUUGUGAUAAAAUAUUACUGAUGAUGUUUUCCCGAAAAUCUAGACGAGAAAGUAAAGCAAAACUGGAGCAUAAACUCUACUUGGCUAAAGAAACACCAGAACCGAUAUUUGAUUUAUCCGAAUGUGAUAUCAAGGAUGUUCCUCAAGGUAUCUAUUCUCUUUGUCGUGUAUUCUUGAAGGAACGUUUAUUAUUGGAUUCCAAUAGCCUGUCUUCUCUUUCUGGCGGAGGGAAUUUAGCUGAGCUGAAAUUCCUGAAAAUACUCAAUAUAAGUCAUAAUAAUUUCGUUAACUUACCAGAUAGCAUAGGAUCUCUGAUAAGUCUACAAGAGUUUUAUGUGAGUUAUAAUUCAUUGAAAGUGUUACCAAAUUCAAUUUGUGAGUUGAAAAACUUGCAAAUUUUGGAUAUCUCCCACAAUAAGCUGAAACAAUUACCUGAAGAUAUAGGUAAUUUACAAUCCUUGAAGAAAUUAGACUUGCUUGGUAAUAAUUUAAAACGACUACCCACAAGUAUUUGUCAGGCUCAGAGAUUGGUCAAUCUGAGUAUAGAUCCAGAACAUUUUGAAUAUCCACCUGAAGAAGUUGUGAAAAGAGGUCGUGAAGCUAUACUACGAUAUAUCUGCGACGACAUUGGAGUUGAGUACAAGAAAGUAGAAGAUUUAUCAGAUGUUUUGUGUAAUUUGGAAAAAUCCGUUUCUGAUUUUGAAGAUGACGAUAAACUGUGGCAGGCGAAAAUGUGGGAGCUAGACACCAUUAAGCAAAACAAAGUACGCCAAUUCUUGGAGAUUGAAAAACUCAACGAACUUCUUCAAAGGCAAGAACUUGAAUUAGCUAGCGCACAGAAACUGAAUAGAGAAAAGCUGCUACUGGACAUAGCUAAAGAACAGGACGAGUUUGAUAGUAGAUUGUCUAAAAUACAACAAGUGAAGGAACAAGAAAAAUUCAGAUUAAUAGAACAACUACACGAAGCUGAGCAGAAUGCCUAUGCUGCGAUUGAGCAACUACUUGCUAUCAAUAGAGAACCACUGGCUACUCUCCUAGAUUAUGAAAAGCAGGAGGAAGAAAGACUUAUAGAUGCUGCUAACGCACAUAAUGAGAAUUUAAAAAAGCAUGAGAUUCUAGAAGCAAUGAGGAAUAUCCUCGAGCAGGAAGGAAGACAAUUCGAAAAUAUUUAUCAACAAAGGGUGGAAAUGUCUAAAAGUAUUUUACAAAGGGAAACUGAAUGGACUAAUAAGAUAUCAGAAUUAAUGAAUGUGCAUGAUUCGUCCAAGAGAGACAUAGCAACAAAAAUAAUGUCUGAUAUGGAAUUGCAAAAGGCAGCCCUAAGUACCUUACUGGAAAGAAACGAUUGUAGGAGUUGGGGUUUGCUACAACAGGUUUCUUUAGUUGAAUCUCAAUUAGCUGCCUUAACACAAAUCGAGUUAGAUAGGAGGAAACUGAAUUUGGAUGAACAAGUGAAAGAUUUUGCUGAGAAGAGGAUUGAACUGUCAAUUCUGUUGAUGGAUCUUUUAGAACAACAAGAUCUAAGGAGAAGUGAACUGUUAGCUACUUUAAAAACCCUGGAGGAUAAUUGGGAUAGAAAGUCUCAAGAUUAUUGGUUGAAACAAUAUCAAGCCUUGCUGAACAGGAUACCUGAAGGAUUAGUUGAAUGUCAGAAAAAUAUAGAUCCACUUCUUGCCGAAGCUCUGCUCAUGAAUGGAGUUAUUCACUGUCUACCUCAUUUGGCGAAAAUAAUGCAGAGUGAUUACAAACUGGAAUUCGUCGACGAAAAGGCAUUGAGUGAAGCUGGAAUAUCAAGUAGACAGGACAGGCUCAACAUUCUAGACGCUUUCACUUUUUAUAAUAAACAGAAGCAUCAAUAUGAGAAAAAGAAAAUGUCAGAAACACGAGAAGUUCCAGAAGUUACUGAACAAGGUCCGAGUGCACCACCAUUGGAUCAUCUGGACUUUGUUGGUGGAUCUAUAACAGAAUGCGUCGUUUGUAUGGAUAAAGAGUGCCAAGUGAUAUUUGUACCUUGUGGACAUAUCGUUUGUUGUUUGGCCUGUUCAGGAAACUUGAGUCAAUGUCCAUUUUGCAGAGUGAAUAUCGAACGAAAGAUUCGAAUUUUAUUAUAGGCACAACAAAAUUUUUAUAUUGCCACAAAAGUUGCUCUUUCUAUUUAUAUUGUUAGAUUUUAUAUAAUUUUACUCAAUCAUAUAAGAUAAUAUUAAAAUCUCUGUCAAUAAGUUCACCAAGUGAGUUGUGACGCAAAUUGCAAAUGAGUGCCAUUGUUACAAUAAAAGCUGCUUAACAUUUUUGAUCACAACAGUGUUUCAUCUAUGAUAUUUUUACCAAUCAAUGUAAUAUUUGUCAUCUUUUGAUAUGAGAAUUUGAAAGGAUAAUAGAAAUAAAUAAGCACAAUCAAUCUAA
Messenger RNA from Coccinella septempunctata (seven-spotted ladybird), 2626 nucleotides. Its product is annotated as E3 ubiquitin-protein ligase LRSAM1-like. Bases 241 to 2331 code for a protein of 696 amino acids. The record is from RefSeq and is a predicted model, not a curated record. Gene Ontology annotation, molecular function: protein binding. NCBI's taxonomy places the organism in Eukaryota, Metazoa, Arthropoda, Insecta, Coleoptera, Coccinellidae. The transcript is spliced from 13 exons.